Vicia villosa (hairy vetch) is the source of this 1378-nucleotide messenger RNA. Its product is annotated as protein ROOT INITIATION DEFECTIVE 3-like. Bases 95 to 1354 code for a protein of 419 amino acids. Gene Ontology annotation, molecular function: protein binding. NCBI's taxonomy places the organism in Eukaryota, Viridiplantae, Streptophyta, Magnoliopsida, Fabales, Fabaceae. The record is from RefSeq and is a predicted model, not a curated record. Gene Ontology annotation, cellular component: nuclear pre-replicative complex. The transcript is spliced from 2 exons. Gene Ontology annotation, biological process: rRNA processing; DNA-templated DNA replication.
UUUUCAUAAUUGUUUUCAACAUUGCUAAGUGAACUCUAAAGAUCCUUCUUGUUUUCUCUUCCUUUUAUCAUACACUCGAUCAUUUUUUCUCACAAUGAUGUAUGAAGUGAUCCUAACUGGUUCUAGCGACGGUUCCAUGAUAGCAUUUGAGGCUUCCACAGGCGCUAUUCUUGCUCAGUUCAGAGGCAGUCGAUCACCUUGUCGUGGCUUCACGGUGACAUGCAAAGAACUCAUUGUAACCUCUCAUGUGUCUUCAGACAAUGGUUCAGGCUUAAUCCACAUCUACAAUUGGGAUACUUCAACAGUGUUCCAUAAGAUCCCUCUCCCUGAAGCCGUCACUCCACUUAUAGCCGAUUCGGGUGGUGAUUUUAUCUUUGCAGGUGGAGUGGCGGGGAGUAUACAUUCCUUGUCACUUCCUUCCGGAGAUAUCAUCAAAUCAAUUACACCUUACUCGAAACCUGUUUCUAGUCUCCACCUCAAUAAUGAUGGGUCACUACUGAUUUCAGGUUACAAUGAUGGUUCUAUUGUUGUAAUCCCAUCUUUUAUGCUUGUUAAUGGUUCAUAUUCUUGUAAUGACCCAAUCUCACACAAAUGGAAGGCACAUUCUGAUGCAGUGACAAGUUUCAACACUGGAAUUGGGAUUCAUACUUGUACAUUUAUUUCAUGUUCGAUGGACUGCACCUGUAAGUUUUGGGGUUUAUCAAAUGGGAUAACUCUAAUUCGAACUGUGACAUUUCCAUGUUCUAUUUUUGGGUUUGUUAUGGAUUCAACAGAGUCGGGUUUCUAUGCUGCUGGUUCAGAUGGGUUUAUAUAUAAAGGGUUAAUGAAGGCUGGGAGUAUAAAAAUGUUAGAAAAAGGUUAUGAAUUGGUUAAUUGGGGUAGUAAAACAAAAAACCAUGAUGGGUCAAUAAUGUCCUUAGUUUUGGUGAAUAAUGGGAGAAAUUUGGUGUCUGCUUCAAAAAAUGGAAGUGUUUGGAUGUGGGAUGUUGAGGAAGGUGAAGUCAUUAUGGUUUUAGGAAAUGCUCAAAUAUUGGGAAGCAUUAGUGAUAUGAUAGUGGUCAAAGGGACUAAUAUUAUAGAGAGAAAUGAGGGUGGUGAAGGUGCUAAUAGUGGCUUAAUUAGUUCUUCUAGAUUAUGUGAUGAAGAAAUGAUUAGGACUUGGAUGAAAAUUAGUGAGCUUGAAAAUGUGAUGGAUGAGGCAAUUCAUGACCAAGGAAGUGCCAUAGAUAUGCUUGAAUCUACAAUUGCAUCUUAUGAGAGGCUAUUGAAGCUUAUUCUUAGGGAAGUUACCAAAGCCAUUGAAGAGGCAGAUCAUGAAGAUGAAGACAAUAAUAAUAAAGGGGAAAAAGAUUAAAAUACAGAUGUAAACUAGAAAUGG